Molecule: messenger RNA, 1590 nt
Organism: Beauveria bassiana ARSEF 2860
Lineage: Eukaryota; Fungi; Ascomycota; Sordariomycetes; Hypocreales; Cordycipitaceae
Product: Cytochrome P450 CYP655C1
Exons: 2
Coding region: 1-1590 (529 amino acids)
Molecular function (GO): heme binding; oxidoreductase activity, acting on paired donors, with incorporation or reduction of molecular oxygen; monooxygenase activity
Source: RefSeq, a predicted model, not a curated record
AUGCUGUCCCUCCUAGACAGCGUGAGCCUCCCAUACCUUAUCCUGUCGGCAUGUCUUUCUGUCAUACUGCUGCGCAGAUUCCUAGCUCACGACAAGGGAGGAUCCAAGUCCAUCGCACAAGGCUGUUUGCCUGAGCCACGUUUGCGUCAAUGGGAUCCUAUCUUUGGUUUUGGCAUUGUCAUUAGCCAGGCAAGAGCCUUGCGGGGACACCGCUAUCUCGAAUGGCUCCGAGACCUCCACGCCAGCAUGCCUCAUACAAAGACCUUUUCUGCAAACUAUGGCGGCUACCGGUGGAUCUUUUCCAUUGAGCCAGAGAUUCUCAAAGCCGUCUAUGCGACCAAUUUCCAAAACUUUGGCGUCGAGCCCAUCAGGCAGCACCCUCCUGGAUUUCAACCAUUUGCCCACAAGGGUGUCAGCACCAGUGAUGGCGACGACUGGAGCUUCAGUCGCACCUUGAUCAAGCCCUUUUUUGAGCGAAGUGUCUAUGUCAGUACUGAUCGUAUCAAGCCAUUUGCGGACAAAUUCAUGACACUGCUUCCUGAUGAUGGAGAGACUUUUGACAUACAGCCUCUGCUUCAACGAUGGUUUCUCGACAUUACAUCUGAAUUCAUUUUUGGCAGAUCUCAGGAUUCCAUGACGCAUGCCGACCGUGCUGAAGUCACGUGGGCAAUGGCCGAUGUUCUCCGAGGCGGCCGUCAACGAGCGCAGACUCACAGAAUUCUCUGGGCGUUCAAUUGGGAUUGGUGGUUUGAGGCCGUGGAAAAGGUACACGGUUUUCUGAAUCCAUACAUUCGGUCGACCUUGAAAGAACUCGAGGAACGACAGCAGCGCAUCAAAGAUGGCCUCCCAGUCGACGAGGAGAGAACAGACUUGCUCUGGUCAAUGGCCACGAUGCUUCCCGACGAGGAAGAGCUGAGGUCUCAAGUCUGCCUCAUCUUUGUUCCAAACAAUGACACGACAUCAAUGUUUAUCGGCCAUUGCCUGUACUUCCUCGCCCGCCACUCGAACGCGUGGAAGAGACUGAGAGAUGAAGUGGAUGCGGUCGGCGAUGCGCCCAUUACUUUUGAGAUGCUCAGAAACAUGAAGUACCUCAACGGCAUCUUGAAUGAAAGUAUGAAACCCAAACCCCUCUCAUCUAAGCUGACCCUAGCACUGACCACACUUUGUACGCCAGCGCACCGUUUGAUCCCCAACAACGUGACUCAGGUCCGAGCUGCCCUCUCAGAUGUGGUACUGCCACUUGGGGGAGGACCAAACGGCAAAGCCCCCCUCGACGUUCGCAAAGGUGAUAUUGUUUCAGUGACAAAGACUGUCAUGUAUCGGGACCCCGACCAAUGGGGUCCGGAUGCCAACGAGUAUCGGCCUGAACGCUGGGACGGCAUGCGAGGCGGCUGGCACUUUUUGCCCUAUGGGGGCGGGCCGAGAAGAUGCCCAGCGCAGAUGAUGGUCCAGAACGAGUCUGCGUAUAUGCUUUUUCGGUUGGCGCAAAAGUAUAGCACCAUUGUGGCGCGGGACCCGGAGCCGUUUAGGGCCAGAAUGCGUAUUGGACCUUCUAGCAUGCACGGAGUCAAGAUUGCGUUUUACAAGUAG